Molecule: messenger RNA, 3907 nt
Organism: Lepus europaeus (European hare)
Lineage: Eukaryota; Metazoa; Chordata; Mammalia; Lagomorpha; Leporidae
Gene: SELENOT
Product: selenoprotein T
Exons: 6
Biological process (GO): cell redox homeostasis
Cellular component (GO): endoplasmic reticulum membrane
Molecular function (GO): thioredoxin-disulfide reductase (NADPH) activity
Source: RefSeq, a predicted model, not a curated record
GGAGCGGCGCGCGGCUGGGCUUUGAGCUGGCUGCAGUGUGUCUGAGGGCGGCCGGAGCGGCUGGCUCGAUUAAGAUGAGGCUUCUGCUGCUUCUCCUGGUGGCGGCGUCGGCGGUGGCCCGGAGCGAGGCUUCGGCCAACCUGGGCGGCGUGCCCAGCAAGAGAUUAAAGAUGCAGUACGCUACGGGGCCGCUGCUUAAGUUCCAGAUUUGUGUUUCCUGAGGGUAUAGGCGGGUGUUUGAGGAGUACAUGCGGGUUAUUAGCCAGCGGUACCCAGACAUCCGAAUUGAAGGAGAGAAUUACCUCCCUCAACCAAUAUAUAGACACAUAGCAUCUUUCCUGUCAGUCUUCAAGCUAGUAUUAAUAGGCUUAAUAAUUGUUGGCAAAGAUCCUUUUGCUUUCUUUGGCAUGCAAGCUCCUAGCAUCUGGCAGUGGGGCCAGGAAAAUAAGGUCUAUGCAUGUAUGAUGGUUUUCUUCUUGAGCAACAUGAUUGAGAACCAGUGUAUGUCAACAGGUGCAUUUGAGAUAACUUUAAAUGAUGUACCUGUGUGGUCUAAACUGGAAUCUGGUCACCUUCCAUCCAUGCAACAACUUGUUCAAAUUCUUGACAAUGAAAUGAAACUCAAUGUGCAUAUGGAUUCAAUCCCACACCAUCGGUCAUAGCCCCACCUAUCAGCACUGAAAACUCUUUUACAUUAAGGGAUUUUGCAAGAGCAGCGUGACUGACAUUAUGAAGGCCUGUACUGAAGACAGCAAGCUGUUAGUACAGACCAGAUGCUUUUUUGGCAGGCUCGUUGUACCUCUUGGAAAACCUCAAUGCAAGACAGUUUUUCAGUGCUAGCACAUUUUGGAAUUCUGCACAUUUCGUGGAGUGCAAUAAUACUGUAUAGUUUUCCUCCCCCUCCCAAAUUCACCCAGUUAAUAUUUUUUUUAAAUGUAGACAUUACUUUCAACUUUCUUAGACAUAUUUGAAAAAGUAGAAAAUUGAGUUACAAUUUGAUUUAUUUUAAAGAUGUCUGUUAAAUCUGUUGUGCUUUUAUAUGAAUUUUCAUUUUUUAUGGUUUAAAAUCAGUCUUUUUGGGAAUAUAGCCAAAGUUCCCAAAUACCUUAUAAGAGUUCAAUCAGACAUCUCUAAUUUGGCCAUGUCCAAUUUGUGUAGUUUUCAAAACACUGCAAAUUGUGAACAGUGCAUUAUACAAAAUUAUAGGGGGAAAUCUAAUAUCCAGAGUACUCUACCAAUUUGUGUGUAUGUGUGUGUGUGUAUGUGUGUGUGGUUAUCAGAGAACUACUAUAACACCAACUGCUUUUUAAGUCCUAUUAUGUAGUUCAAGUGUCUUGCCUUGAUCAGUCUAAUGAGUUGAUUUAACUGGGCCUUUAUACUUAACUAAAUAAAAAACUAAGCAGAUGUCAGUUAAAUAAAAAAGUUUCAAUUUAUUGUUCAGUAUACCUGUUAACAUUGUAUUUAACAAUCGUCUCUCCAAAUUUUUGUUUUUCACUCUCAGAUAACUUCAUAAGGCACACACUUUAGAUUCACUUACAUUUUUAGGAUAAUUGAAACUCAUUCAAUUGAAUCUCUUUACAAUGUUGAUAUUAGUUGUCUAAUAGUUUGUCUAAUAUAUCAGAAUUAUAUUUGAGGAACAGAAUUGGAAAAAUUUUAAAUUUAAUAUCAUUUUAGAGUUCUAAAAAGACAGUUAAAACAACUUAAACUAAUAAAGACUGUAAGAAUGACUUAGCAGAAAUAAGACCAUAGUUUGGAAAAAUAGUCAUAUUGCAUCAAUGAUAACAUACUUCAGCUUCUAAAUAGGAAUAAAGUGGUAGAGCCAGUGGCAGGCCUAGAUUUGUUAGUGGAAAUAAAUGGAUUUAAGGAAAAGUUAUGAGGGAAUUUUGGCAUUGGUUUCACCUAACACUUAGGUGUUUUUAAGACCUUAUGUGAGGAUACUUUAUAAAGGUUCAUGGGAAGUGGAAUUAAAAAGCUGUUUAUUUUGAUGCAAAAAUUGAAAUACUUAUCCAUGAAUGAUCUCCAAAAAUUCAUGAAAAUGCGUAUUAUGAAAAACAUAUGUAGAGAUUAUGAAUUUUUUUGUAUCAGAGUAAACAUCUUUAAUUCAUUUUCCAUGAACUUUUGAAAUAUUCUUGUACUUACUUACAUGUUGUAACACCUAAUGUUACACUUUGUCACUGAAUAUUUGUUGAGGGCAUAUCACUUAGUGUUCCUGAUUGUGACAGGCUGAAGUUGGAACAUACUAGAACCUCCAGAUGAUAGGACGUUAGUCUAAUUACUGACUCCACAAAAUUGAUUAAGGAUUAUGCUUUUUAUUAACCACAAAGACCAUUUAUUAACAAUGUUGACUUCUUCAUAUAAUGAUAAGAAGUGUUACAAUUUAAACUGAAAUUUCAUUAGAGGUUGUUAUUUGGGUAUAAUACCACUUUAAAUUUGAGGAGGUUUGAAACUUUGUUAAUUUGAUUGUGUACCACUCCAAACUGCUCAUCUUCUGCAAGCUGAAAUGUCUUGUUGAAUGUUUCCAGAGGUCUUUCUUCAGCUAACAGACAUUCCACUAGUGACACAGUUAACUUUAUGGUAUGUAAACGUUCACAACUUGGGCUUUUGAUGUCCUGUGGCCCUGACAGGUCAAACUGUGAAGAACCUAAGAUUCAAAUACAACUUUUUCCACGUUUGCCUUCGGUUGAGUAAUGUGUCUUUUGAAGAAUAGCUUUAAGUGACUUAGACACUGACAAAACUCAGCUGUUUUGUUGACACCCAUCUCUUUUAUGUUUAGCCAUAUUUAAAUCUAGAGUUUAACAGAGUUUAGUGAAGAAAAUUUAGUGGGAGACAUGAAUAAAAAAUAAUGUUAAGGAAAUAUGGAAAGUAAACUAUUUAUAAUGUAGUUUUAUUAUAUUCCUAACAUUUUAAAUUUAUUGCUUAUAAAUUGAUAUAAUAUUUGAAUUUAUAUUCCUAAUAAUUUGAAUUUGUUGCUUAUAAAUUGGUAUGGCUAUAUGGUUUAUACAUGUCUAUGCACUAGUAUUAUUAAUUAGAAGACCAUAGAAAAUGCCAGCAAGUUGGCUGAUGUUAUUUGACUUUUUACUAUAAUUGCCAUUAUGGAAGAAAUUAUUCGUUAUGUUAAUAAAAAAUGCAAGUAAAGCAUGGCUUUAUACCUCAAUGUGUAAGGUGUGCAAGACAAAUAUACUUUUGGAAUAUAAAUGGCAUUAUUUGCUUAUGGCAAUAGCAUUAUUAAUGAUAAAAAUUGAUCAGCCUUUAUAGUGAUUUAAAAUGUAACAGGAUCCCAGUGAUAGUUCUUUCUUAUUUUGAAUGUUAGUUUGGAACCUUGAUUAACUGGCAAACAUUCCAUCACUGUCAUAAUUUAAAAUAAUUCGGAUUUUAAAGUUAGCUCACAGGAUUUUUAAACAUGGUUUGAUAUUCUGACGCUUUUUAUUUAUUUAUCUUUUUAAUCUGUUUUGGGAGAAAUAAGUGAGGAAAUGUAAAGUUUGGGGAUUUACCUCUUUAGAAUUGUGAAAAUAAACUUUUAUAAUGCUGAUGUGAAAGUAAUCCCUACUUUGUGGAAUUAAAUCGAUGCUAGAGCAUGUUACAUGGUAAUGUUAUGUAGGAAAUUUUGCAUUGUAAAAGUUGAUGUCACUAAUUAAUAUGUUUAUUUCCUAAUGGCUUCUUAACCCAACCAGUGUUGACCAUCCCACCUCAGCCUGGCACUCUGAGUCUUACCACUCUGGGACUUACACUGCUUCUCAAGCCUUAUGGCCACUUGUGCUUCUGUGCUGCUGGCCUGGCAGCGGCUCUGUGAUGUGUGCUGGAGUAGAGCAGGUUCCACCCCACCCUCCAGAAUGCCUGAGAAACUCGCCCUAUCCCCAGCUCUGGAGAGAAACGAAAUAAAUCCUUUCCCUCUGUUGGCCAAACUUCA